UCGAACAAGUCAACUUUCAGUCUCAACGCUAUUGGAGAUGUGUAAAGGCCAAGCAGGCGAGCUGGCAGUUGGGAGAGAAAUACUUAAAUCUGGGUCCAUUGGUAUUGGUGGUGUUGAUUAUGUCUUAAAUUGUAUUCUCGGAACCCAAACCGAAUCUAGCAACUGGCAAGCACUACUGGGGCGACUUUGUCUAAUAGACAGACUUCUGUUGGAAUUUCCUGGUGAAUUUUAUCCCCACAUUGUCUGUGGAGAUGUUUUACAGGCUGAUACCAUAGUAGACAGGUAUAAGAAACUUCUCUCCCUCUUAACUUUCGCAUUGCAGUCAAUUGACAAUUCCCACUCAAUGGUUGGUAAACUAUCACGGAGAGUAUUUUUGAGUGCUGCAAGAAUGGUGGCAAGAGUGCCCCAUGUUUUUGUAAAGCUGUUAGAAAUGUUGAGUGUGACAAGCUCAACUCAUUAUGCAAGGAUGCGUCGACGUCUGAUGGCAAUAGCAGAUGAAAUGGAAAUUGCAGAAGCCAUCCAGCUAGGCAUGGAAGAAAUGCACUCUGGGGAAUGUCGACAUGAAGACUUUUUGCAGCUACCUGUACCAGAUAACUCUCCAGAAGCUACAGAAAGUAAUACUCCUAACAAUACUGUCCAGUUAUCAGGGAAAAGUGGAAAAGGUUUAAGUGAUAAAAAACUGAGUGCCAGUCCAGAGGACAUUUCUGAGACGCUGGCUGGCCUUGCUGUGGGGGUUCCUGUUUCGUCAGUAACCACUGAGCAACCAAAGCCAGCCAUUCAAACAAAAGGAAGACCCCACAGUCAGUGUUUGAACUCUUCUCCCUCAUGCAGUCAUUCCCAGUCACUCUUCCCAACGCUUCAGUCUCCUUCAAACCCAUCUGUACCAGCUGGCACUGUAACAGAUGUCUCUAAACUCAGACCUCAGGGAUUCGUUCCCUGCAAAAUCCCCUCACCUUCUCCUCAAACACAGCGGAAACUUUCUCUCCAGUUUCAGAGAAACUGUUCUGAAAAUAAAGAACCAGAGAAACUUUCUCCAGUUUUUACCCAAGCCAGGCCAUUGCCAUCCAGUCACAUACACAGGCCAAAGCCAUCACGACCCACCCACAGUGAUGUGAACAAGCAGGAAGAAACCUUAAAAAACUGUAUGACACUUGACCUGAAUGAUAUUUCACAGUGUGAUGGCAAUAGUAGUAGUAGUAGCAGUGCAGUUAUACCAAGUGAAGAGACAGUGUUCACACCAGUAGAUGAAAAAUGUCGAUUGGAUGUUAAUGCAGAGCUCAAUUCCAGUAUUGAGGACCUACUCGAGGCCUCCAUGCCAACGAGUGAUGGCACAGUUACAUUCAAGUCUGAAGUUGCAGUUCUUUCUCCUGAGAGGGCAGAAAAUGAUGAUACUUACAAAGAUGAUGUAAAUCAUAAUAAAAAAUGCAAGGAAAAGAUGGAAGCUGAAGAGGAGGAAGCUUUAGCUAUUGCUAUGGCAAUGUCAGCAUCUCAAGAUGCCCUGCCAGUAAUUCCCCAACUACAGGUCGAAAAUGGUGAAGAUAUCAUAAUCAUUCAGCAGCAGACACCAGAAACCCUGCCUGGACAUACCAAAGCAAAACACCAUUACAGAGAAGAUGCAGAAUGGCUUAAAGGUCAGCAAAUUGGUCUUGGAGCUUUCUCUUCCUGUUACCAAGCUCAAGAUGUAGGAACAGGGACAUUAAUGGCUGUAAAACAGGUGACAUAUGUCAGGAACACAUCAUCUGAGCAAGAAGAGGUAGUUGAAGCACUGAGAGAAGAAAUAAGGAUGAUGAGUCAUCUGAACCAUCCUAACAUUAUUCGGAUGUUGGGUGCCACAUGUGAGAAGAGCAACUAUAACCUCUUUAUUGAAUGGAUGGCAGGGGGUUCAGUUGCUCAUUUGUUAAGUAAAUAUGGAGCCUUCAAAGAAUCGGUUAUUAUUAAUUACACAGAACAACUGUUACGUGGUCUUUCUUACCUCCAUGAGAAUCAGAUAAUCCAUAGAGAUGUUAAAGGUGCCAAUUUGCUAAUUGACAGCACAGGUCAUAGAUUAAGAAUUGCUGAUUUUGGAGCUGCAGCCAGGUUGGCAUCAAAAGGAACUGGUGCUGGGGAGUUUCAGGGACAGUUGUUGGGAACUAUUGCAUUUAUGGCACCGGAGGUUCUGAGAGGUCAGCAAUAUGGUAGGAGCUGUGAUGUGUGGAGCGUUGGCUGUGUUGUAAUAGAAAUGGCUUGUGCUAAACCUCCCUGGAAUGCAGAGAAACACUCCAAUCAUCUUGCUCUGAUAUUUAAGAUUGCUAGUGCAACUACUGCUCCAUCAAUCCCUACACAUCUGUCUCCUGGCUUGAAAGAUGUGACUCUUCGUUGUUUAGAACUUCAACCUCAGGACAGACCCCCAUCAAGGGAGCUGCUGAAGCAUCCAGUGUUCCGUACUACAUGGUAGCUACUUAUGUAUAAGGCUGAUAUACUGAAGAAGAUGCUACUGAAUAUAAAAUAACUGUUUUGCAGUGCAGUUAAGCACAGCGAAUUGUAUUAUUCUGCUGGCCUUAAUGAUAGAUACGUCAAGGACGUGAGGCCAGUGGAGGACCUUACCUAAGUAUGUGAUUGACAAAUCGAGAUCUUUACCUAAGCUCAGUAUGCAACAUUUCACAACUUGUGCAGAGAUUUGUAAACUGUGCCUUUUCAAACAUCUGGCUCUAUGUGAACACAAAAGCAUUUUUCCUUAAAUCUGCAUGAUUAUUUAGCAGACAAGUGAUUUAUAUUUUACUUGGAGCACUUUUUCAGCAAUAUUAGCAGCUGAGGGGCUCAGGAUCUAUUUUAAUACAGCAAUCACUGUUCCAUUUCACAUCAUGUAGAUGUAAGCAGAGGGUUCUACAAUUAG
This is a messenger RNA of Fulmarus glacialis (Northern fulmar), 2872 nucleotides long. RefSeq names its product mitogen-activated protein kinase kinase kinase 1, E3 ubiquitin protein ligase (gene MAP3K1). The transcript has 9 exons. The record is from RefSeq and is a predicted model, not a curated record. NCBI's taxonomy places the organism in Eukaryota, Metazoa, Chordata, Aves, Procellariiformes, Procellariidae. The annotation marks the transcript as partial. Gene Ontology annotation, molecular function: ATP binding; protein kinase activity. Gene Ontology annotation, biological process: protein phosphorylation.